AUGAACAAAUAUCCAGGCUACCCAGAUAUAAUCGAUGCAUUUGGUCUGCCAAGAUUAUAUGGUUUCAGAUCGAUAGAAAUAGUGAUUGGCAAUAACUCUGCUAUUGGAAUCAAGACUGGCAAUAUUAUACUCGACUUGGUACAGAACAAACAGAUCUAUCUCAAGAAGAUAAAGGUAGCAGCAAAAUGGCUUACGUAUGAAGAUUUCUAUGCUGAUUGUUCAAUUACAGAGAAAGGCAAGCAUGUUGGUACUAGAUCUGAUAUUGAACUCAGUGAGCCUUUGAGGAAUAGAAUAAUUCGAGAUAGUUUUGAAGUGAAGUCAAAGGUUGUUCAUUUUGCUGAUGUAACAAAACUAGUUGUCUUGGUAAUAUCCACAGCAACAAUGUCAUAG
This is a messenger RNA of Phycomyces blakesleeanus NRRL 1555(-), 390 nucleotides long. RefSeq lists its product as hypothetical. The coding region runs from base 1 to 390 and encodes 129 amino acids. Lineage: Eukaryota; Fungi; Mucoromycota; Mucoromycetes; Mucorales; Phycomycetaceae. The record is from RefSeq and is a predicted model, not a curated record. The transcript has 4 exons.